Molecule: messenger RNA, 891 nt
Organism: Papilio xuthus (Asian swallowtail)
Lineage: Eukaryota; Metazoa; Arthropoda; Insecta; Lepidoptera; Papilionidae
Exons: 3
Coding region: 39-497 (152 amino acids)
Source: RefSeq, a predicted model, not a curated record
UGAUUUGUGUUUUCAUAGUAUAAAUAACAUGUUUGAUUAUGUUUCAUGUGCAGCUGGGCCGCGUGCCGGUGGGAGUGAUGCUUCCCCCACGCUACGCCACGCUGCCGCUGCCGGCGCCCUACGCCGGGCCUCCCGCGCACCCCACACACCGUCCUCCGCCCAACACACUCUACUACCCCUUGCACGAAGCUCGUGCUCGGCGACGACGAUCUGCGGUGGGCGGGCGUGAGCGGCGACGUGCGGCCCGCGAGCGCGACUCUCUCACCCGCUCGCUGGAACGCAUCCAUCGCAAGCGUCGCGCGGACCGCGACCGACCAUCCGACGCCGACCUUAAACGCACCUACACCGGCCUUGACAGAGCAUACGCGGAGCAGUUCAUCGCGGUGUGCGACGAGAGCCGGCACGCGGCUGAGCGGCUCGACUCGCUCGCCAGCACCAACACUAGCGACACCGCGCACGAGCGCGACACACACCGCGACCCACAUCGCGACCACUGAACACGACGCGACACACGCGUGCCUCGUGCCUCGUGCCCCGAGCCUCGUGCUACCGAACCCUACAAUUUAUUUUCUAUGUUCCAACUUCUUUCAGUUAAUAAUCCGGGCUAACAUAAAUCUAAACUUUAAAAAAAUCACAUAAUGGUUGAAAAAUUUAUAAUUGCAAUGGCAACAUUGCAAGGAAACGUCAAUAACCAGCAUCGAUUAUUAAUAAUAUUAGUGUUACUAUUGGACUAUUGUUCUACUAAAUCUAAAUUAGCAUUAGUUUAAAACUAAUAUCGACGAGGUUCUAGUUUCUAGAGUAAGAAGAAAAUUAAGAACUUACCUAAGAUAAUAUACUUAAGCCUGUAAAUUUAAAAUUGUACGAAUCUCUUGCUAUUUCUUUAAUUCUACA